AUGGAGGAGAGUUAUAACCCAUUUUCCGGUUACCAGCAGCCACAGCGUCAACAUUCCCAGCAGGGUUAUCGUGGUGGCCAUGCUCGUAAUGGUAACGGUUACGGUAAUAACUACGGUAAUGGUAACAACAACUACAAUAACAACAACAGCAAUGCUGGACGUCGUUCCUCGCUGGACGCACCGGGAGAAAAGAUGCGGCCUGUUGAUUGGAGUAAUGUAAAACUCGUGCCUGGCAAUUGGAAUGUGAUUGACACAAAGUCUAUUCAACGUGCGGCGAAUGCAAAGACGGAGGCCGCUCCAGUGGCACAACUCAGUGAGGCCGAGGCCAAAACAUGGCGGGAUACAAACUCCAUUGCCGUCUUUGGUGAGAACUGCCCACCGCCCAUCACCAGCUUUGAUCAACUCAAUACAUUGGUGCCGGGAUAUUUACAGCGUAAACUCACCGCGCAGGGAUUCAGCUCACCCACUGCUGUGCAAGCACAGACAUGGCCUAUUUUACUCCGUGGACGUGAUAUUGUUGGAGUGGCAAAAACAGGAUCUGGAAAGACUCUCGCCUUUAUGGUGCCAGCACUCGCCCAUAUUGCCAUGCAGGAGCCACUGCGGCCAGGCGAUGGACCAAUGGUGAUUGUACUUGCCCCAACACGCGAACUGGCACAGCAAAUUGAACAGGAAACAAAUAAAGUACUUCCAACGGAGGUUCGUUGUGGAUGUGUGUAUGGUGGAGCACCGAAAGGACCACAACUUGGAAUGCUUCGACAAGGUGUUCAUGUACUUGUUGCUACUCCAGGACGAUUGAUUGACUUUUUGGAAAUUAAACGAGUGAAUCUCUUUCGUGUAACGUAUCUCGUGUUGGAUGAGGCGGAUCGUAUGUUGGAUAUGGGAUUUGAACCACAAGUGCGUGCUAUUUGUGCUCAGAUGCGUCCAGAGCGUCAGACAUUAAUGUUUUCUGCUACUUGGCCUAAAGAGAUUCAACGAUUGGCAGCAGAGUUUCAGAAGGAUUGGAUACGUAUUCACGUAGGAAGUACAGAACUGUUAGCCAAUAAGGAUGUGACACAACACUUUAUUCUUACACAAGAGCAUGGAAAGUUGGAUGAGUUAAAGAAAUUAAUGUCUGAUCACCGUAAUGAACGUGUUUUGGUCUUUUGUAAGACAAAAAAAACUGCAGAUGAUCUUGAAUGGCAACUGAAAAAGUGGGGUUAUGAUGCUAUGGCUAUUCAUGGUGAUAAGGAACAACGUCAACGUGAAUUUAUUCUUGAUCGUUUCCGCAAAGACCCGAGACUCUGUGUUGUGGCAACAGAUGUUGCUGCUCGUGGUUUGGAUAUUAAACAAUUGGAAACUGUUGUCAAUUAUGAUUUCCCUAUGCAAAUUGAUGAUUACGUUCAUCGUAUUGGUCGUACUGGACGAGCAGGAGCAAAGGGAGAGGCAUUCACACUUAUCACAAAGAGGGAACAACAGAUUACACCGGCAGUAUUAAAAGAACUCAUCGCCAUUAUUGAACGCGCUCAUCAAAAUGUACCAGAUUGGAUGCGUGAGUGGGGUGAUCAACAACCACGGUAUCAAGUAAUGAAACGUAAUCGCAAUCAUACCGGGUUUGGAAGUCAACGACAUAUGCCCGCGCUGAAUAAUGGGAAUCGUCCAUCCUUUGAUCCUCAGAAUGGUCAUGCCAGUAACAACAACAACAACAACAACAACAACAACAACCGAAGUGGUGGUACGUUUGGUCUGCCACCUAAAAACAACAAUGGGGCAGCUUUUUCAUCUUCAAAGAUUGAGUAUAAACGGUUUGACGACAGUAGUGAUGAUGAUAACGCACAGCCUGCGAAAAAGCGUGUGAAGUGA
Molecule: messenger RNA, 1839 nt
Organism: Trypanosoma theileri
Lineage: Eukaryota; Euglenozoa; Kinetoplastea; Trypanosomatida; Trypanosomatidae
Product: putative ATP-dependent DEAD/H RNA helicase
Exons: 1
Coding region: 1-1839 (612 amino acids)
Cellular component (GO): ribonucleoprotein complex; nucleus; cytoplasm
Molecular function (GO): ATP binding; RNA binding; RNA helicase activity
Source: RefSeq, a predicted model, not a curated record